CAUUAUUAAUACGCGUAUAUGGGUCAGUGGCGACUCAUCGCUCGCGAGAGCUAAAGAUUUUCAAAUAAAGUCCCGAUGAACAUCCCACCAGCCCUCCUCCAACCCCGCGUCCAAACAGCACCUUUCAACCACAAUUACAUCCACCAUCCAACAUGCUCAAUUUCGGAAUCAUCGGGACGGGCUGGAUCACAGCCUCAUUUGUCACAUCGGCCCAUUCCACUAAGAAAUGGCAACUGCGCGCCGUCUACUCUCGCAACUCCAGCUCCGCCUCAGACUUCUCAUCGAAGUUCUCCUCUGAAGUCACAGAACCCAUACAAUCACACACGGAUCUGUCAGCGCUCGCAUCCAAUCCCGAUGUGCAAGCCGUCUACAUCGCUUCUCCAAACUCUCUUCACUACGCCCACGCAAAACAAAUGCUUGAGGGCGGGAAACACGUGAUCCUCGAAAAACCCGCGACAUCAACAUCAGCGGAACUGGACUCGCUCUUCGCGCUUGCCAAGUCGAAGAAUGUGUUCCUGAUCGAGGCCUUCCGACAUUUGCACGAGGUGAACUUCAAGAUCUUGAAGAAAGAGCUCAGCCGAUUGGGGCCUAUCUUCGGCGCGAGCCUCAACUACGCCGCGUACUCAAGCAGAUACGACAACGUGCUCAAGGGGGAGGUCCCAAAUAUAUUCAACCUCGAUUUCUCGGGAGGCUCGCUCGUUGAUCUGGGAGUGUACCCCGUCAGCGCGGCUAUUGCGCUCUUUGGGGCCCCGAAGUCGAGCUCGUAUUACCCUGUCAAGAUCUCGACGGGCGCAGACGGCGGAGGGACUAUUCUGCUGCAGUACGACGGCUUCACGGUGUCAAUUCUAGCGAGCAAGAUCUACACAAGCACCGCCCCGAGCGAAGUGUUCGGGGAGAAGGGAACGCUGAGCGUGCCGACGAUCACGGAUAUCGAGUCGGUGAAGUUCUUGGACGCGAAGCUGAAGGGAAAGGCGACUGAAUUAGGAGGUAAGAAGUGCGAUCUUAAUCUGAAGGAAGAGGCGGAAUUGUUCGCAGAGAUCAUUAAGGAAGCAGAUUGGGAUGCUGCUAAGGAGCUAGAAGCGCUAAGCCGGGCGGUCAUUGAGGUGACAGAGAGCUGCAGGAAAGCAAAUGGAUUGACCUUCAAGGUUGAGAAGAGUCAGUAGGAUGGUCGCAUGGAGGAGCAUAUGGUCUGGAUCAAGUAGCGACAUACCUAACAUUCACGCUUGUCGAAUAUCUUGAAAUGGAAAAAAAGAGUAUGCAAAAUAUGUUACUCGCGGCACGAAGGCUCAGUCUAGCAUAUCGUGAAACGCCUUCUCCAGUUCUAGUGUAUGACAUAUAUGCGGCCUUCGUUUUACAGGGCGGCUCUGUGUGAGU
Messenger RNA from Mytilinidion resinicola, 1374 nucleotides. RefSeq names its product oxidoreductase-like protein. Bases 153 to 1163 code for a protein of 336 amino acids. NCBI's taxonomy places the organism in Eukaryota, Fungi, Ascomycota, Dothideomycetes, Mytilinidiales, Mytilinidiaceae. The transcript has a single exon. The record is from RefSeq and is a predicted model, not a curated record. Gene Ontology annotation, molecular function: nucleotide binding.